AUGGCCGAUUAUAAUGCCACGCAUCCUGCAGACCCAGUCGAUGAAAGGCAACGAGUAACUGACGACCAGCAAGUCCGCGACCCGGAUCCAACCUCGCAAGAAGACGAUGAGCUGAAUGCUGCCAGUCGCCCUGAACACCGCCGCAGACGCACUCACGGUAGAGACGCUCGACAGCACAACAUUGUUCCUGCCAGAACAGGGCCUGGCUUGGCGGCAUCGGGGCGCGCGGCACAUGGCAGCACAAAUCGAGCCUUACAGCACGUUGUGAGGCAGCCGGGAGGGAGAUUUGACUCUUUCAACACGUUGCCGUCCGGAGCGGACGGUGCUGACUUUGUCGCCAAGCUCGUGCUCUACGCUCACCACCAGGUGUACUCUAACUUCUUCGUGGGCGAGGUCAAAGACACAAGCGUCCUCCCUUACACCAAAUAUGCACUCCACCACGAACACGCUUACUGGGGUGCAGCGUGGUUCUCCUGCACCAGUCGAAGAUGGCUGGCAGGUCAAUCUAUGCAGCACACACCGCAGGAGUUGUUCUUCUACACCAAGUCGCUAGAAUCACUACGACAAGCGUUGAGUGACCCGACGCUUGCCACACACGAGAGCACCAUUUCGACAAUCUUACACCUUUCAUUCCCGCCAUAUCUGCCCCACGUGGACAGGAGCAUGCCUCGUCCGCGACAGUCGAAUUUUAAGACAUGGAACCUGCUGCAUUUGGCCACGGGGCUCAACGUCGCCGAGGAGCACAUGCUCGGCCUUGCCGCGGUGGUCAAGGUGCUCGGUGGCGUCCAGAACAUCCAGAGCGCUCAGAUCCGACGCUCGGUAUGCUUUCAGGGCAUCCACUUCUCCGGCCGCCACCUGAAAGCCCCUCUCUUCCCCUUUGCCAGCCUCCACCCGGUCGACCAGCUGGUCCACGCGUCCCGACUGCGCCGCUCACGGCACGCCUUUGACCCUGUAUCUGCCGAGACAAGUCGCAGGCGUGGCACCGGAUUCGACGACAUUUCCUUUCCGGAAGUGCUGCCCCUAGAUACCACCCCGCAGCCGGCCGUGGUGUGGGCGUACCUCGCGGACAUGACGACCAUCCUGGAAGACUACGCCUCAGGAGGCUCCAUGCAGAGUCAAACAUCCGUAAUUCUCGACCAGAUGCAGUUCACGCAGCACAGCCUAUUAUCACUUCCCCCGGCAGCGGAUCUUCAACGUCAAGGGAGGCAAGAAGAGCACGAGCACGAGCACGAGCACGAUCAAAGAGGGGGCAUGGCGACCCGUCUCCAACUCUACGAGAUCACGCGCUGGGCAUGCAUAUGCUACGCCAACCUCAUCACCUAUCCGACCGACUAUUCGACAUUUCCACGCCUCCGCCUGGCAAGGCUCCUCCUGCGUGAGCUGAACAUGCUGUAUGAGACGAGCAUGAUUGCCCAGCUGACUCGGCCGGAGCAACGCCUCGUCUUCUGGGCCACAGUGCUCGGCGCCAUCAAGGCCGUCGGGUACGACGAUGAGAGAGCGUCGUUCGUCGCCCUGGUCGCGCGGUCCGCUGGGGAUGCGAAGGUCCGGUCGUGGACGGAGGCGAGGGCCGUCAUGGAGUCGUUCCUGUGGCAUGGUCAGACUAGUGACCCGGAUGCGCUGAAGCUUUGGGUUGAGGUGCAGAGGGUCGCGAGACCACAUGCGGCCGAACUGAGGUUGCCGGAGCGGAUGGCCGGAGCGGAGAGGUGA
Cladophialophora carrionii CBS 160.54 is the source of this 1707-nucleotide messenger RNA. RefSeq lists its product as uncharacterized. The record is from RefSeq and is a predicted model, not a curated record. NCBI's taxonomy places the organism in Eukaryota, Fungi, Ascomycota, Eurotiomycetes, Chaetothyriales, Herpotrichiellaceae. Bases 1 to 1707 code for a protein of 568 amino acids. The transcript is spliced from 3 exons.